CUAUUUGGGCAUAGCACGUGUUCGGUGUGUUCUUUUUUCACGCGUUUCUUCAAUUAAUCGUAUCCCUCUAAAUACUUGUGCUUUUUUUAUUUUUUUUUUUUAAUUUAGUUUAAUUUUUAAAUAUAUAAUUGCAAAAUGAAAGUAAAAACUACAGUACCAAAACCAAAAUCAUUUAAGAAAAAAAUACCUGGUGGUAUAACAAAAAAUAAAAAAAUUUCAAAAUCUACCAGUGGUGCUGUGAAAAAAAAUAUUGUGAAAAUUACAGAUGCGUUCGAAGUUUUAAAAUGUGGUAACGAUCUAACUGGUAUUUCAUGCUCAAAAGAACCUAAACCUGCAAAAAUCAAAAAGUCUGCCAAAUCGUCUAAUGAAACAAACAAGAUUGAUGAUACAAUAUCAAAAAGUUCUAAAAAUGUCAAGAAGGGGUCUAAGAAGCCUGUUGUACCUCAAAAACAGAAGAAACCGAAGAAGGAAACAACCGAUGUUGUACCAAAAAUGUCAAUGAAGUCAAAAAUACUUGAAUCUACUAUGACAGAAGUUAAUUCUGAUGACAGUGAACCUAAGCUGGAUAUUGAAAAGGUUGAGGCGGCUGUGAAAGGACUUUUUAUGUUAUUAAAAAAUCAAUCAACUCAAUCAAAAACUGAACUGUGGGAUGAGCCCACACCUAUACAUUUAGUAAUUACAGCAGUUAAAAUGGGAGUAGGUCCAAAACGAGUUUUAAGAAUAGCUCUACCAAAUUCGUUGAUUACUGAUACAACUGAUAUAUGUCUUAUUGUACCAGAUCUUAUCCGUGGGCGAAAUGUUGACCACGAGAAAACUUAUCAUCAUUAUAAAGAUUUGCUUGCUCAAAAGGGCAUCAAAAAUAUAAAAACAAUUUUGCCAGCCCGACAAAUCCGAGUUGAAUAUAAUGAGUAUGAAGCUAGAAGAAAUUUAUGUCAUUCUCAUGAUGUAUUUUUGAUUGAUCAAAAAAUCAGUGCUUUUAUGGUUAAAAAAUUAGGAAAAGAAUUUUAUAUUAAACGGAAGUUUCCAAUUACGGUUAAAUUGAAUAAAAAACACUUAAAAGAAGAACUGGAAUCUAAGUUACACAAGACAUCAUUUUUUCUUGAUUAUAAAGGCACAACAAAAACUGUUCAAGUUGGUCACAUGCAGCAAACACCUAAACAGGUUGCGCAAAAUAUCAUAGCUGUUUUCAAAUAUCUAGAAUACAACUAUCCAGGUGGUUUAAAAAAUAUAAGGACUCUAUUGAUAAAGACUCCAACAUCUGAAUCUUUGCCAAUUUAUUAUUCAAUGAUUUCUAGGAAUGAAGUUAAAGGACCAUACAGUAAAUCUCAACUUUUCUCUAAAGCUAAAGAAGUUGAAGGUGAACUGUUUGGAAAACGUGUAUUGGUUAAACCUAAUGGAGAUGUCACAGUUUUGUCUGAAUCUGAUGAAUCUGAUAAUGAUGAAGAUAAUAAUGUCAAGGUUGUAAAUAAAAAUAAAACAAAUGAUGAUGAAGAUUCUGAUGCUAAAGAAGAUAGUGAAGAAGAUGAACAAUCAGAUUCUUCAGUAAACAAAGAAGAUGAGAAUAAAUCAAUUAAAAAAAAUGGUUCUGAAUCUGAUGAAGCUGAUACUGAAGGUGAAGAUGGUGAUGAUGCAGAAGCAGAAUACUUAAUAGAAUUUGAACAGACCAAAAAAUUACAAUCUAAAAAAAAACGAAAGCAAGAAAAUGAAGAGUCUAAUAAAACGGACGAAGUAAAAAAUAAAUUGUCAGAAAAGAAGUCCCUCACAAUUAAAAAUAAAAAAGUAAAUAAAGCAGUUGCAGUUAAAAAGAAGAAAUUAAAUAAGUAA
This is a messenger RNA of Sipha flava (yellow sugarcane aphid), 1824 nucleotides long. RefSeq names its product ribosomal L1 domain-containing protein CG13096-like. The transcript is spliced from 11 exons. The record is from RefSeq and is a predicted model, not a curated record. NCBI's taxonomy places the organism in Eukaryota, Metazoa, Arthropoda, Insecta, Hemiptera, Aphididae. Bases 136 to 1824 code for a protein of 562 amino acids.